AUGUCAGAUCAACCUACCUGCCAGACAGGUCCUUGUUCUAGUUGCAGUUGUGUUUUCAUCAAUCGAGUCAACGAUCCAUGUGGUGCAUGCGACGAUCAACAUCAAAGUGAGGCUACUGGUAUUCCAGUGCCAAAAAAGGUUUACUGUCAUCAUUGUGGUGCUGGAUAUCCACGAAUGAAGGAAGAUAUUUGCUACCCUUGUAAACAGAUAUCAAAUUCAACCCCUGCUCCUAGUACUCAUCCUAGUCUACUUCUUUGUCACGAGUUGAAUCAAUCCUUGAACCGAGUCAAUAGCUCUCCUGUCCAUACGAACACCUCUAGUAUAAUGGCUGAGAUUGAUGAACUUGCAUCAGAUUCUUACCAAAGUGCUUCUCACCGCCGAAAACUUGGGACGAACAUCCGCAACUCACUCACUGUUGGAAAGCAAAAAAUAACUAAUUCAAAAUUCAAUGAUACGUUGUCACGAACUCAGCCCCGACUUCCCCUUGGACAAGGAUCUCAUGUAUUAUCUUCCUCCAACCGAAAUUCUUCAAUGAUACCAGCCAAUGUUCAAUCAAAGCCCAAAGUCCAAUUUGUUCCAAUACGAUUUGUCUACCAGUUCAGCAACAAAUCAAUUGAACAUGGGCUUGGUUCUAUUACACAGAGUGUCGACUUCAAGGAUUCUUCAUGGUUUACUAAAUUAGCAGAAGAUGCAUAUAAUUUCUAUAGUGAAAAAGCAUAUGAACGAUUUCCAACCGAAGAUCAAACUGAAGAUGGGUUUCCACCACUUCCACACUUUGAUAUUCGAUGGGUCCAGUUAGUUCAAGUUACAUACAGGUCGGUUGUGGUGUUUUCUUCAGAAGAUCAUCUCCUGCAAGCGUUCAAAGAUCAUAAAAAAGCUAGCAACAUGGCAUGGCUUGGUGUGUUGUUCAAUGCAGACAACUAUCUUGUGAUUCAAGCCAAAGAAAAUGAGCUUGUUUGUGGAAGCAAGAAACGAAAAAUCAGAUACGAAUCAGAGGAUCCUCAGUCUGACACCAAUUAUCAAUACGAAGGGAGUUCCAACAACUUUCGCAAAUCAAAACAAAAUCGUCUUGACUCACCAUCUGACCAGACUGAAGACUAUAGCCUACCCAAUGAUGAUCUAUCUUGUUCCACCCGGCUUACUUUUUGGUUUCCAAAUAAUUCAACAGACCAGGUAAUCACUCGAAGUCAAUCUAAACUCAUGACCAAAAGUGUUGGUAGUGAAACACCAAGCAAAGUUCCUGAUGAUUCACAAGAUUUAGGAUUUGACUGUUACACCCGCUCCCUGAUUAGCUUCCAAGCAAUUAAAGGAAUUAUUGGGGAACCAGUACCACUCGAAAUGAUGGAUCCUGUAGCCAUUCAUCAAGAUGCGCCUCAAUUUGAUCACGGCAUUUUUGGAGUUUCAAAGAUUCUACGAUAUAGACUAAAUUCAUCCGAAGUCAAUGACACCAGCUCAUGUACCACCUACUCUGUCACUGAAGAAGCAAAUUUGGCGUGGAUCGAGGUUACAAUUGAUGCUGCAAGCAAGGCUGUAAAUAAAGAAGAUCUUUCAGAUGACCUAAAUCAUCAAUCAUGGGAGGGACGAAUUAGUGUUGGCCCUCAAACAUUGAGUGGAAUGAUUAUAACACCUUUUUGGGGCUCAGUUUUGACAGACUACAAUAUUUCCAAUCCAAUCUAUAAACAUCGGCUGUUUGGAGAGGGGCAGAGGUUGAUACUCAGCUUUCAAAGGAAAGUCAAUUGCACCCCAGGUGUUACAUCUGAAUUAAGAGAUAUGUGUCUCUCAUUGCGAAUAGCAAAUUCAAUCCGGUUCAUGUCUCAGAUGGCUUUUUCUAUGUUAUUCCAAAGCAUUGACAGUUCCUUUGAUGCCAAGUUUUUUUUCUGUCAAGAAAAAAGGGAAGAGGAGGAAGAACUAUACAUGACACCAGCCAAUUUUGUCCUAAAAAAACCGUAUGAAAAUAUGCAUCAGAUAAUGCAUGCACUCUCCCAUUCAAGCUUGGAUGACUAUGAAGGCAAGGCCGUCAUUGUUGUGUUAAAAGGUGCUGGCCAAAUUGUCACCGAUCUUUCAAUGAUAAAUCUGAAAUGGCCCGUCACAAAAGAUAACCAAGGCAAAGCGGCAAUCAAGGAAUUUCAAUCCAGCCAUUGCCCACCACUGUGUGAUCUGCUUGGCCUCCAUAAACUCAAUCUACCAUAUGAUACAAAUGAAGCUCAUAUUCUCAAAGAUCAAAAUGAUUUAUGA
Molecule: messenger RNA, 2235 nt
Organism: Melampsora larici-populina 98AG31
Lineage: Eukaryota; Fungi; Basidiomycota; Pucciniomycetes; Pucciniales; Melampsoraceae
Exons: 5
Coding region: 1-2235 (744 amino acids)
Biological process (GO): protein phosphorylation
Molecular function (GO): 2 iron, 2 sulfur cluster binding; protein serine/threonine kinase activity; ATP binding
Source: RefSeq, a predicted model, not a curated record